CAAACAUGGAAACUAAAGAAGAACUAGGAGCUAAAAAGGACGAUGCUGGGAAACCUAUGAAAAGUACAGUGGCAAAGGUCAUUGAAACUGGAUUUCUCGUGGCGGCAUGGUCGGUCAUGGGUAUAUAUUCGGAAAUAUACGGGCCCACUCAGAAAGACCUGGUUCUGAAACUAAACGCAGACUAUGAGCAGAUCGCGGUUGCUAUUUCCGGGCGGACGGUGGGUUGGUUUCCGGGGUGCGUCCUGGGUGGGCUGUUGGUUGAUCGGUUCGGACGCUGGUGUCACGUGACGUUGGCGGUCAGCCUGGAAGUUGCCGCCGCCGCUACUGUGGCCGUGCCUUACAUUUCAAGCGUCAAUCUACUUUGGGCAAUCUGCUUUAUAGGAGGCAUCAUGGAGUCCGUGAUAAACAUAGCGGGCCAAAAGUUGCUUCUUAAACUUUGGCUGGAGAAGUCUGCAAUGCCGAUGAUCCUGUUGCAUUCUGGAUACGGAAUCGGAUCAUUCCUCAUCCCGCUCUACACCAACCCGUUCCUCGCCCUUGUGAAAACUGUGGACGUGCCCAUUGACGACAAGAACAGCAAUGUUACUGUAAUACCUUACAUUGACCAGACUCAAACCUAUACAGAUGCCACACAAGAAACACUAAUAAUUAAGGAAUCGAAAAUUGAAUAUGCUUACAUGAUUUCAGCGGGAAUUGUUGUUUUACACUCAUUAUCGUUUUAUUUCUUCCAAAUUCGAGAACGAAAGUUUCAAGAAAUAAACGUUGACAAAGCUAUUGGCAAAAGUACCAAAGCAGAAGAGGACAGAACGCUGAUUGAGAUGGUGAACCCCGCCACGUGCACGGGAGGUCGGGCUUGGUAUGGGGUGCAACUGUUCCUGUUGAUAUUCCUACACUUUGCAAACGCUGGCGGAGGGGAGCGGAUCGUGGCCAACUUCAUUCGCAGCUUCUCUAUAGACCAGCUGCAGUUCUCCAAUGACGACGCAUCCUUCUUAAAUACGACGUUUUGGAUAAGCUUUACGGUAGGGCGCGUGCUGUUUUCAGUCGCCGCGAGGUGGGUGUCCAUUCGGAUUUUGAUAGUGAUCCAGACUGGCGGCCUCACCGUCGUUGCAGUCCUCAUGAACCUCCUCGGCAGACACAACACCAUGGCCCACUGGGUGCUCGUACAGCCACUCGGGCUUUUGGUAGGGCCACUCUGGCCUUCAGGCGUGGCAUGGGCCGACUACCAUUUGGAGCUGACCGGACUCGGCAUGAUGAUUAUCAUGCUAGGUGGAUCUUUGGGUGGUAUUUGCCAUCUUAGGCUUAUAGGCUAUCUGUACGAAAGCUUUGGUCCUCAAACAUUCCUGUAUCAAGUUGUGGGCUACGCGGGCCUGGCACUGGUGUUAGCAAUUAGUCUUGAUGUGGUUGGCUCUCAACAUGGUAACAGAUUUUUGUGGAAUAAAGUUGAGAGAGAAAAAGAGGUUAACAAUUCUGAAAGAUUGUGA
Mya arenaria is the source of this 1478-nucleotide messenger RNA. Its product is annotated as sodium-dependent glucose transporter 1-like. Bases 6 to 1478 code for a protein of 490 amino acids. The record is from RefSeq and is a predicted model, not a curated record. Lineage: Eukaryota; Metazoa; Mollusca; Bivalvia; Myida; Myidae. The transcript is spliced from 3 exons.